AUGAAUGAUCUCCACUUGGGAUCAGAUGUCAAACAAGAACCCGAAGAUAGUUGUGUGGAACCGAUUGAUACAGAAAUGCAGACACUAUUGAACACCACUUCAAAGCCAUCGACAUCUCAAUCAUUACAAGAGAUUAUAAACGAAGACAUGAAUGGGAAGAGUAGUGAAGACUCGAUAGAAAUGCCAUCAAAACAAUGCGAACUAAAGUGUUGUCUGAGAAAAAGCGAGACAUUUAUCCCACACUUUCGUUGUCAACGCCAUUGGUGUCAAUUCAAGACCAGUUGUGAAACUGAUUUUACACAACACGUGAAGACACACUUACAACAGCACCGGCUGUCGAAAGCAUUGAGUGAUAUUAAGCCGUCGGCGCCUGUUGUCAAACUGUUGGAACCAAUUGUUAAGAAACGGUGUCAAUGGGAGGGAUGUACUUAUUUUGGGCCCAAUCUGUCGCGACACUGUCGGAUGAGACACACCCGUACCAGUCAACUGUCCCAUCCGUGCCAUCGGCUCGAUUGUGACAAACGGUUUGCAACUAAAUGUGCGCUCAAAACACAUAUGGAUUCACACAAGAAGGUGCGCGCAUUCGUCUGCGUUUGGCCCGAUUGUGGUAAACAACUGUCUACUAAAGAAUCACUCAAUAACCACAUGAAUGUCCACAACAACGUGAAGCCGUAUGCGUGCCAUUGGCCCGGAUGUGAGUACCGGUCAGAAUAUAGCGCUAAUGUGACGAUACAUAUAAAAAAUGUUCACAUGAAUGAGAAACAGCGGUGCGAUUGGCCUGAAUGUGAUUAUUUGGGAUUUAAUUUGAAUACACAUAAGCGCAUUCACACCGGCCAGACAUACCCAUGCGAUUGGCCUGAAUGUGGUAAACAGUUUACUAAUAAGCAAACACUCAAAUAUCAUAUUAAUGUCCACCAAAAUGUUAAGCCCUAUGCGUGCGAUUGGCCGGAAUGUGAGUACAGGUCAGGCAAUCGGCCCAGUCUUUAUACCCACAAAAAGCAUGUGCACACCGGCGGACCCGGUAAUCAUAAAAAAAACUGUUUGCCUGCCAUUGGCCCGAAUGUGGUAAACAGUUCUUCUCUAAACCGACGCUCACUGACCACAUGA
Molecule: messenger RNA, 1107 nt
Organism: Medioppia subpectinata
Lineage: Eukaryota; Metazoa; Arthropoda; Arachnida; Sarcoptiformes; Oppiidae
Source: the annotation of a GenBank genome assembly